Molecule: messenger RNA, 1652 nt
Organism: Xiphias gladius (swordfish)
Lineage: Eukaryota; Metazoa; Chordata; Actinopteri; Istiophoriformes; Xiphiidae
Gene: pphln1
Product: periphilin 1
Exons: 12
Coding region: 153-1376 (407 amino acids)
Biological process (GO): protein localization to heterochromatin; negative regulation of gene expression, epigenetic; negative regulation of DNA-templated transcription
Cellular component (GO): nucleoplasm
Source: RefSeq, a predicted model, not a curated record
GACAUAUCUGUAAGUCGCAAUUUGAUGACGUAUGCUUGUUACUCGUCCAAUAAAAAAGCCGUUAUCCAACAGUGAGAGGCUAGGCUAACUAACAGAUAGAGGAAGAUUGUGCCAAAGAUCUUGUAUACCACGCAGAAGUCCUUGAGUUAAAAAUGACUUACAGGAGAGACAGGAGCAUACGAGAGGUGUAUGAUGAACGCUUUUUAACAGAGAGGCAGGGUCCGUACCCACGGGCAGGUGGAGCCGUGGAGAGGAGGGGCCCCUUUGGCAGGCCAGAGGACGACUACGGCCGGGGGGGAUAUGAUUACGAAGGAGGUCCCCGCUUUUUCCCGAAUGGAGGUGGCCCCCGAAGUUACCAUGAAGAUCAGAGGGGCUACCACGGGGACAGCCUUCAUUUUCCUGCUGAACGCAGAGCUGGUCCGCCUUCAAGGAGGGAGGACUUUCCUUACAGAGGACCCAGGGAGGACCCUCACACAGGACGGCCUUUGGAGUUUGGUGGCCGCGCUCCUCCACCUCAUAGCGUAAGAAACCAGGGCAUCUACCCAGCGCCCAGGUCCCUCCCAGAGAGCGGAGAGGACACACUAGUGCAGGCCAUCCUCAACCUGGACAGAGGUGAAGACAGAGACCACUACAGGAGAAAGGCGGCCCCUUUUCCUCCCCUCAGAGAACGUUCUCCUGUGCGCCGUGAGGUGGCCCGCUCCCCCCACAGUCGCUCCGGCUCCAGCGUGAGCAGCAGAGGCUACUCACCGGACAGAGCCAAGAGCCUGCCAUUUCCCUCACAGCAAGGUGUGGACGGUCCAGAGGGUCACGCUGGUGUUUCUGAGCACCUUUGGGGGUCACUCUUUCCUCAACAGAGUGGACAUGACACUUUGGGGUAUGAAGAGACUUAUUCUCAGAGCAAGAUGACUGACAAAAUUCCGGGCCUGUCAAGAGAAGGCUCUCCACACAGUGCAACGUCAAACAAGGAGGAGAAUCAUCCUCCAGAAGCAGAAAAGGAGGAGCCACCGGUAGCUCCUGUCGUUGAGGAGAGCCAAAAGUCUACAGACAACUUUCAAGAACGACGAGCCCUGGCCAUCGCAGCUAAAGCCCAGGAGAUAGAGAAGGUGUACCGUCAGGACUGCGAGACGUUUGGCAUGGUGGUGAAAAUGCUGGUGGCUAAAGAUCCCAACCUGGAGAAACAGCUGCAGGUUCCACUCAGGGAGAACCUCGGGGAGAUCCGCGAGCGUUGCCUGGAGGACCUUAAACACUUCAUCAACGAGCUGGACGAGACAGUCCGGCAGCCAGAACCCUCCGUCUGUGACUCGACCACUCCGUCUACGUCCCUGACAAGUCAUAAACUUUCAAAGACGGCAGCGAAUCACAGCUCAUCUUACUGACACGUGUGCCUGAUCUGCUUCAUUGAUGUGAGACUGAGCCUGGUAGGAUUGACUGCUGAACAUGAUGGUUAUCUUGGAUACCUUGUGGACUGCUGGACUGAAGCUGUUCCAUAGCACAUCAACCUGAUGAGCAACUCGGCAUGAAGAGCGGAUUCUGUGUUGCGGGUGUGUAUGUGAGGAUGAACGGUGUUAGUUUUGAACCAAGCAUUUUUACCUUCAAGUUCUGUUGAAAGUUGUUAAUAAUAAAAUAUUCUUGAACAUUGUUUUUCUGUCAAA